AUGUCUAUCGGCUCCUAUGAUGCGUUCCACAGAGCGGCUUUGAUUUCGAUAUCUGUCUCAACAAUUACAAUCUGUGUGCUAGCAAUAGCAAUUCCAAUACUCUACGUGAAGACAGGGUCCCAGCACGCAGAGCUCACACAAUAUGCGAAGAAGUUUAGAGAAUCAUCUGACAUGAUGUGGAAUGAGAUGUUUGAGCUACGCGAACAAGGGUUUGGAAAAGUGCGGUUCUUUAGCAGAAAACCUAGAAAAGCAUGGCUCGAUAGUGGACUUUGCAAAGGAUGCUUCACCCUGGCGUGCGCUGCGGGACCGCCUGGACCACCAGGACCACCCGGUCCAGAUGGUAAUCCGGGUGAGCCGGGAUCUCAAGGUGUUGCUGGAGCAGAUGGUUUUGACGUGCAGCUAGAAUCCGAACCAGAUCUACCUUGCGUUGUUUGCCCUGCAGGACCUCCUGGAGUGAGAGGGCCACAAGGAGAGCGAGGAAUGACUGGACAUCCAGGGCAACCAGGAGAAGGAGGACCGGAUGGCACUAGUGGAGUGGAUGGUCCUCCUGGAAAUCCAGGUUUCGCUGGACCGGAGGGACUCAAGGGACCACUAGGACCAAAAGGUCCAGAAGGAGACCAAGCUAUUGCUGGUGUAGGAAUCAAGGGACCUGUGGGACCACCUGGACCACAAGGAAUGAAAGGAAGGCCAGGACCACACGGCAAAAGUUCGAACAACCCGGGUAAUCCUGGAAGUCCCGGACCAGCCGGACCAGCAGGACCAAUGGGUGGAGAAGGACCAAUGGGUCUGGAAGGUCCUUAUGGCCCUCCCGGUGAUCCAGGAAUGCCUGCGUCAUACUGCCCAUCGGACUGCGGGGUACAAAAUAUUCUGGCUGACGUCGUGACCCGUACUAAUGGUCCCAAAUUCAACGAGUAUGCCCCGCCACCAGGUGAACCUGUCGACGAAGAAGUAGCUACGUCUCCACCAAAAGCCAAAUACCCUCCCAUGAAAGACGAUGGUUAUGGCAGCCGCAGAUUCCAUGAUUUUACAGCGUACGAACGUCGAAUGAGGAAAAAGAUGAUCAAGAAAUUGAUGAAUAUGAAAAAUAAUCGCCAGUAA
Molecule: messenger RNA, 1098 nt
Organism: Cylicocyclus nassatus
Lineage: Eukaryota; Metazoa; Nematoda; Chromadorea; Rhabditida; Strongylidae
Source: the annotation of a GenBank genome assembly